Penicillium daleae is the source of this 903-nucleotide messenger RNA. RefSeq lists its product as uncharacterized. Gene Ontology annotation, molecular function: oxidoreductase activity, acting on the CH-OH group of donors, NAD or NADP as acceptor. The record is from RefSeq and is a predicted model, not a curated record. Gene Ontology annotation, cellular component: cytoplasm. The transcript has a single exon. NCBI's taxonomy places the organism in Eukaryota, Fungi, Ascomycota, Eurotiomycetes, Eurotiales, Aspergillaceae. The coding region runs from base 1 to 903 and encodes 300 amino acids.
AUGACAACCAUCCCCAGACCCGACAGCUCAACCGUCCACAAUCUCCUCAACAACCGCGUCGCCAUCGUGACCGGCGCAGCUCGCGGGAUUGGCUUUGCAACUGCAUCGCUUCUCGCUCGACAUGGUGCCCGCGUGGUCCUGGUAGACUUGCACGAGGAUGCCCUGAAGACAGCGUGUGCGACGGUCGGCCAUGGAGCCACAUAUCAGACCUGCGAUGUGAGCGAUUGGAAUCAGCAGGUAGCAUUGUUCGAUCAUGUCACGAAGACUAUCGGCGCAGUGCAUCUGCUGGUCUGUAAUGCUGCUAUCAACCCCGAGAUUGUACUGUUACAAACUUCCAACGGCGAACAGCGGGAUCAGAUGGCCUCGCAGGUUCGCUAUAAUUACCUCGCCGAUGAGGUAGAUGCCCACGUUCAGGGCAGCACUCGUCUGGAGCGACCUUCAACCCAGCUGUUCGAUGUGAAUGUGAACUCUGUGGUUUUCGGCCUGAAACUGGGCAUUCAUCAUAUGAAGCAGCACGGCGGAGGCCGAAUUGUUGUUGUUGGAUCUGCGGGCUCUUACGUGCCUGUCUCUUCGCAGCCGCUUUAUACCGCGACUAAACAUGCAGUCCUCGGUCUUGCCCGUAGUACUGCGCAGAUUAGUGAAGUUGUCGAGGCGGGUGUGUCUAUUUCGUGGAUUGCCCCGUGGUUGACGUUGACUCCGAUGGUCGAGGGUCUCCAGGCGACGACACACCCGGAUACCCUGAAAAGCUCGCCCGAGGAUGCGGCAUGGGCGAUUAUUGUUGCUGCGACGGCGGAACAGGGUAAUGGUAAAGGGUAUUGGAUUCAAGGGCAGGGAAUUAGUGAAGUGGAGGGUGCGUAUGGGGAGUUGGCGGGGCGGUUGAUUGUACCGGAGAAUCGGUUUUAG